AUAUAUAACUUAAAACUUCAAUGUGUACUGUUUUAUCGCAUAAUAUACCUCUCAGUCGCUUUUGAUAUUCCACAUACAUCAGUCAACAAUGUCUUCCACCCAAGUUUAUGAACCAGAAGAAUCAAGAUUCGCUCCAGACCUCAACCUUUUUGGCGAUGAAACUGACGGAGAAGACGAUGUGUACCGAGCUGAUCAAUUUGUAGGAGAGGUACACCCACCUCAGGUUCCAAGAAGGAAAACGUCCAAAGCGAAUUUGCUCUCUCUGGGGAACUUUUGGAGUGGAAAUGAUAAAGAUCCUUUGGAACCCAAAGAACCAAAGAAUCACCUCUGGGAUUUUCUGGUUUAUAGCAACCUUAGAGAAUCAUACUCUGGAAAUUACGCCACUGGAGUUAGGUUUCUUGAAUCAGAACUAAAGGUGGCUAUAAAUAAAACACGUGCAGCUCUACUAAGUGAGAUUUUAGAUUCCGAUGAAAAUGCCAUGUCUACCUCGUCCGUGGAACUCGCGUUUGACAAAUACAUUGUCCAAGUUCUUAAACGUCUAAGGAUUCUUAUCUAUAGAGACAAGACGAUAUUCAAGUCUCUACAUGACUCUACACCUCGUCAUAGCUCAGCGGUUUCGGUCGUUGAAAAAUUUAUAGAGUCACAUCCAGAGGUUAUAAAACUACGCAACAAGAUUUACACUUUUCGUGAAUCAAAAAACAAACUUAUAAAAGGGGCUUUGGAGCCCUUGUUACGAUCUGUAGAUCAACUACGAACAAAAAUGCUUGCAGAAAUGUAUGAUCCCAGCUCCCCAAUUUUGAAACGAUUCAACAUAACAAGAUUUCUAAAACACAUGGAUAAGAUAAGCUCAAGGGCCGAUUUCUUUGGAGAAUACAGAUUCCAUCUGCUAAAGACAUACUUUAAUAACAAAGAUGAGCUGGAUGAGUACAUUAACACCCAAGUUACAUUUGGUAUAUCGGACGACAUGGUUAACGAUUUCUCAAAAUUCGUCAAUACUUUCACUCCAGAUCUUGAAGAACCGUUCCACGAAACCAGAGAUGUUGUUCAGGAGAGCUAUGAACACGCUAGCGUAGACGAAAACCUGGACGAAAUGUACAACUUUAUGAAUGGAACUGCCCCUGAUCACUUGAUAGGAACAGCUGAAGAACCCCCAGUAGAGGAAAUAAUAACAGAACCUAGUGUUCCAGAACAACCAGAAGAGGAAAAAGUAGCGGAGGAUGAACUUAAGUUGCUGGAAGAAGCAAGGAGAAAGGCUGCAGAAAUUUUGAGGUUCGUUUUCCAGUUUCAUAACACCAUCUACAGGUUAAAACGAUUGCAACGUAUGCAAUCUAUAGAAAGCGUAUAA
Molecule: messenger RNA, 1345 nt
Organism: Theileria equi strain WA
Lineage: Eukaryota; Apicomplexa; Aconoidasida; Piroplasmida; Theileriidae
Exons: 2
Coding region: 89-1345 (418 amino acids)
Source: RefSeq, a predicted model, not a curated record